GGUAUAGACUGAUCCUCCUGCUAGUGUCAGGUGGUUGAUUGUUAUUAUAAGAGCUGGUCAUGUGCCUACUGGAUAUACCUGCAGCUGCAUUCUCCAGGACCUAAUAUAGACAUGACUAACAACCACUCCAACCCAUAACUGAAUGAACUGUAUAAUCCAUACCUACAAUGGUCACUGCUCUAUUGUAUAAUGAUACUAUUAGCUCUAGUGUGGAGUGUAUAGCACUGUGUAUGUAGUUGUGUUUGUGUUAUUGUUGUUGAUUGUUUGUUUAUUAUUUCAUUUCCUAAUGUCAUCAGGUCCUGUUUAUCCCUUGCCAGUGAUAUAGUGAAGACACUGUGUGAGAAGAGAACCAGCUGCGUACUGCUAGAUCAGAAUGACAGAGACUUGGCUUGUGUCAUCUCCUCUCUGGUUCAGAUAAUGGCCGACCCUCACUACAGGACCAUAUCUGGGUUUGAGUCACUAGUCCAGAAGGAAUGGGUAGCUAUGGGUCACCCUUUCAUGACCAGGAGUGGAUUAAUAACUGACGCUCCUUCUAAUGAGGAACUAGUACCUGAUGGACAGGCUCCAGUCUUUGUCCUAUUCUGUGAUUGUGUCUGGCAGUUAACUGUUCAGUUUCCUUCAGCAUUCCAGUUCACUCCUUCUUUCCUGGUCAAGUUUGUCUCUCUCACUGCCAGUUCAAUAUACAGCAACUUUGUCUUUGAUUCAGCCAAAGCUCGAGUUGAGGCCUCCAACCACAGCAAGAGGAGCAGCUACUACGUGAGUCAGUCGGUGGACCUGCAGGGUAGCCACUCUGAUGCUGAGAAGUACGAGGGCCCACUGGUCUCUGCCUGGGGCAAGUGGAGGAGCUCAUUAACAGCUGAAGAGACAGAGAACUGGUUGAACCCGUUUUAUUAUAUAUUUGGAUCAGGAGACGCUCAUAACGAGUUCACGUUUACUGGGAACCUGUUGCCUUUUGAGUCUUCAGUUUUCAAUUUGUUAUUUUCGGAUAUGCUCCCUGAUAAAACCUCAGGAGGUAAUUUUGGUCUAUAUUCCGACCAGCCCCUCCCUCUCUCACUCAGCUCUCAUGAGCUCACUCCAGAGAGAGCAGAGCAAGUGUCCCUUCACUCCAUUAGUUCUUCCUCUCCUUCUCCUCUACUCCUCCCCAACACUGCAAUGCCUUCCCUUGUCUUCUGGGUGGACUAUUUCUUCCGAUUCAUUCCUGACUAUUCCUCCACUAAACUCACUGUCUCUAACUCUCAGCAGCUCCAGAGUAAGCUAGUGAAAGAGGUUAGGAAGCUAAAGGAAGCUCUCAAUGACUUAGAGCUGGAGAGAGGAGAACAGACAAGUGACUUCUCUCGUUUCAUUCGUGAGAUUAUGAAAGCAAGAGACGAAGAGAAAAGACUCCGGAAGCUAAAGAGAGACGCUUCUCAUGAGAUAGCUCGUCGGAUGUCAGCGUUCAUCACCAUGUCAUCAGAGGACGAGGACUGUGACCGGAGUCUUGAUAAACUCAACUCUCCCGUUGGGUCGGUUCAUGACAAAGCUAAGACUCUUCCAGCUAAACUUGAUGAUUCUCUCAGUAAAUUUGCAGAUGAGCUCCACAAUAAUGGAGAGUUUGCUAAGCGAUUCCUGACAGCCUCUACAGGCGGUACUGGUGGGCGGAGUCCAGUACUCAAGACAAAGAUUACGAUACAGAAAGAGGACAGUAGUCAGAACCCGUUGUCACCAGCCUCUAGAUGGUUAGGGGCGUCACAGUUGACCCCGCCCACUGCUAAUAGCCCGAUAAUGCCCAGCCCACCCAUUACCAUGCAUAAGAAGAUGAUCGGGACAGUAAUGGAGGGAGGGAACAGUCAGGACCAUGAACUGAUUGAUUUAUAAAGUUGAUGUUAUCACACACACCACAUUAUGAUUAAAUUAUUAUUAUUAUUAUUAUGUUCUGCUGCAAUUACUGUGACGUCUCUCUCUCUCUUUAUGGUCAGUCAUUAUUUAAUUUUAUUCAAUUUGUAAAGUAACAUCUUUUGGUAGAGUUAAUGACAUCCAUUUCAUUGCCCA
This is a messenger RNA of Amphimedon queenslandica, 2028 nucleotides long. Its product is annotated as myotubularin-related protein 12-like. Gene Ontology annotation, cellular component: membrane; cytoplasm. Gene Ontology annotation, biological process: phosphatidylinositol dephosphorylation. The record is from RefSeq and is a predicted model, not a curated record. Bases 418 to 1854 code for a protein of 478 amino acids. The transcript is spliced from 3 exons. NCBI's taxonomy places the organism in Eukaryota, Metazoa, Porifera, Demospongiae, Haplosclerida, Niphatidae.